AUGGAGCUCAAAAUUGUCAUCACUACGCUUUGUAUUGGUCUCUCAGUUGUGCUCACAACCUGUGAUUCUCAUCAAAUUCAGCUGCAAUCAUCCCAUGAACAAGCUCAUGACAUCCAGCUUAAUCUCCAUACACUCCCAAGGAAGCUCAAGCUCACAGAGAAAGUGAUCACAAAUUCUGGAGAUAAAGACUUGGUGCCAUACAACAAGCGAAACCAAGUUUCAUCAGUUAAGCUUCAUCUCAAAGAAGCAAAUAUGAAGCAUUCAAGAAAAGGGACAUGGAGAGAAUGGGUGGAAAGGACAGACACUUCAAAAUAUUUUACCAUGGAUUAUUCCUACGUUAGAAGACGACGUCCCAUACACAACCAGUCUCUGCCUGUUGGUCCAUGA
Messenger RNA from Ilex paraguariensis (yerba mate), 387 nucleotides. Lineage: Eukaryota; Viridiplantae; Streptophyta; Magnoliopsida; Aquifoliales; Aquifoliaceae. The record is from the annotation of a GenBank genome assembly.